Xiphias gladius (swordfish) is the source of this 1457-nucleotide messenger RNA. RefSeq names its product ribosomal biogenesis factor (gene rbis). Gene Ontology annotation, cellular component: nucleolus. Gene Ontology annotation, biological process: ribosome biogenesis. Lineage: Eukaryota; Metazoa; Chordata; Actinopteri; Istiophoriformes; Xiphiidae. The transcript is spliced from 4 exons. The coding region runs from base 111 to 407 and encodes 98 amino acids. The record is from RefSeq and is a predicted model, not a curated record.
AUUUGACGUAACUCGCAUCGACUGUCGCAUGCAAGUGACGUAGCCUAGCGUGCACGUCGGUAGCACAUGAGGACAUCAACACCGGCCGUCAGCUUCACCUGCGAGGUAACAUGGCGAAGAAUAAGCAAAAAGGGAAAAAGCAGAAGAACGUAUUCCAAGUGGCAAACAAGCACUUGAAGCACAAGAACAAAGCGAAACCAGUCACAACAACACUCAAACACAUCAGUGCAGUGAAAAACGAGAAGGUGGAGAACCUCAAUCGGAUCUUCACAGAAGUCCAGAGGGAUGUUAAGAGCAUCUCGAAGUCUGUUGCCCCCGAACCAAAGAAACAAACACAGGUGGUCAGGGAGCCACCAAAGGAAUCUGUAAAUGUUGACAGUGCUGCUCAGCUCUUCUCUCAGCUAUGAUGGACCAAGAAAAGACGGACUGUCAUGGACUUUGAUGAAAGACGGAGUGAACCGCUUCAUGUCCAGUUUUUGAAAUGAAGUUUCGGGAGGAGCUACUGGUUCACUUCCGUGGAAAAAAAAAAUGCAUAUCAUGCCAAAAUGCAGACUGCACAUAAGUCUAAAACGAGAAGAGGUUGCACUCGUGGCAUGAUGGUAAAACCUUGUGUAUAAUUUAAGCAUCCUGUAUAUUCUGUGCAGAGAAAUGUUAUCAGUUGACAGGCCUGAGUAUUGUCAGUAAGAUAGGGUUUGUUUGUUUUUUUUAUUUUAAUUUUUAUUGACUUUUUUUUUUUUUUUGCUAUCUCUCAGGAGUGCAACUAGUGGCUAUUUUCAUUAUCAACUGAUCUGCUGAUUAUUUUCUUGAUUAAUUGAUGACUGGUUUUGUUUAUAAAAUAUCAGAAAAUAAUGAAAAAUGCUCAUUAUAAAAUUUCCCAGAGCCCGAACUGUAACAAAGGGGGGAAAAAAAAAAAACAACAAAAAACUAAACCUCACAUUUGAGCAGAUGGAAGCAGUAAAUGCUCUGCUUGAAAUGUGGUUAUAACAAUUAAUCAGUUAACAAAAUAGUUGCAAGUGAUUUUCUGCCGAUUGACGAAUCUGUUAAUUGACCGUUUUUUUUUUUCCUCUACUUUCUUCACCAAACUGUGUCGAGAUGAGUGCCUCGUUUUUCGUCAUCCUGAAUCGGAAUCUGUUCUAACCCUAGAACAUUUUCAAAAGAAUUAUGUAACCACGUGCACGUCACCUUACUGUCUUUGACUUUCAUUUAGCCAGGUUGCCCAAGUUCCUCACGCCUUUUUUCAUUUCACGCUUUUCACGUCUCACGAUUUAGCGUCAGUGAAGCUGCUGCUUGUAAUGACGAAGGUGUUUGCUUCCAAGAGCUUUUGUUACCUAUGGUUGUUACGGAAAUCAUGAAAAUUUCAUGUAGAAACGGUCAUCGCACGGAAAGUGAAUGAGAAAUUCACAGACGGUUCAGUAAGGUUUCUCAAUAAAUAGCUCAUUCUGAAAAAUAUUUUAUUU